This is a messenger RNA of Vitis riparia (riverbank grape), 1584 nucleotides long. Its product is annotated as probable polygalacturonase. Gene Ontology annotation, molecular function: polygalacturonase activity. Bases 46 to 1473 code for a protein of 475 amino acids. The transcript is spliced from 6 exons. NCBI's taxonomy places the organism in Eukaryota, Viridiplantae, Streptophyta, Magnoliopsida, Vitales, Vitaceae. Gene Ontology annotation, biological process: carbohydrate metabolic process. The record is from RefSeq and is a predicted model, not a curated record.
UUUUUUUUUUCUUGCAAGAAAUCCAGUCUCGUUCUCAUUCCCACAAUGGGGUUCCAUCUUUCCACAAAAUCCCAUGUUUUGGGGGUAGUUUCAGGCAUUUUAGUAUUGCUGAGUUCAGUGGCAGAAUGCAAAGGAGAGAGAAUUUUGAAGCCUUUUGAUUACCCUGCAAUAAACUGCAGGAAGCACAGCGCGCUGUUGACAGAGUUUGGAGGAAUUGGUGAUGGAAAAACCUCCAACACCAAGGCCUUUAAAACUGCAAUCGACCAUCUCAAGCAGUUUGCCACAGAUGGAGGAGCAGAGCUCAUUGUGCCUCCUGGAAAAUGGCUCACUGGGAGCUUCAAUCUCACCAGCCAUUUCACUCUUUAUAUCCAUAAGGAUGCUGUUAUUCUUGGUUCUCAGGAGGAAUCGGACUAUCCCCACAUUCCACCAUUGCCAUCAUAUGGAAAAGGAAGAGAUGGUGGUGGAAGGUUUUCUAGUCUCAUUUUUGGAACAAAUCUCACCGAUGUUGUAAUUACGGGUGGUAAUGGCACGAUAAAUGGCCAGGGCAGAGUGUGGUGGGACAAAUUUAAACAGAAAAAAUUGGUAGAUACCCGGCCUUACUUGAUAGAGAUAAUGUUCUCUGAUCAGGUCCAGAUAUCAAACCUUACAUUGAUCAACUCUCCAUCAUGGAAUGUCCACCCCGUCUACUGCAGUGAUGUGAUAAUUCAAGGGAUGACGAUUCUUGCACCAGUAGAUGUCCCUAAUACAGAUGGAAUAAACCCAGAUUCAUGCGCAAACGUGAAAAUCGAGGACUGUUACAUAGUCUCAGGCGAUGACUGCAUUGCAAUAAAGAGUGGUUGGGACCAGUACGGGAUCAAAUAUGGAGUCCCAACCAGGGACAUAGUCAUCAGGAGGCUCACCUGCAUAUCCCCCGACAGCGCCGUCAUCGCUCUGGGCAGCGAGAUGUCGGGCGGGAUCAAGAACGUCCGAGCUGAAGACAUCACAGCCAUAAAUUCCCAGUCCGGCGUGAGGAUCAAAACAGGCGUGGGAAGGGGAGGCUAUGUGCAAGACAUCUACGCUAGAAAAAUGACCAUGAAGACCAUGAAGUAUGUCUUCUGGAUGACAAGCGAUUACGGGUCUCACCCAGACGAUGAAUGGGAUCGUAAAGCGAUUCCCAAGAUUGAAAAUAUCAAUUACAGGGAAGUGGUCGCGGAGAAUGUGACCUAUUCUGCAAGACUUGAUGGAAUUUCAGGCGAUAAGUUCACCGGAAUUUGCAUAUCUGAUGUGACAAUUCGGCUGACUCAAAAGCCAAAGCAACUGCAAUGGAACUGCACUAAUGUUGAGGGAGUCACAAGCCAAGUGACUCCCCAACCUUGUGAUCUGUUGCCGCCCUCAAAGGGGCCCUUGCAGUGUACUUUCCCGGAAAAUCAGCUUCCCAUUGAAGCUGUUAAAUUGAAGACCUGUUCAUACACUGCAUCAAAGAAGAUGAUGUAAUAAAUAGAGAGUUUUUUGAGAACGAAUAAGCUCUGAUAUAUGUGAGCUGAUCGAUACUAUUUUUGUAUGAACUAGGCCAUGUGGCUUUCAGUUUCUCUGUGUAUUGUUGUU